UGACUGAAUAUACCAAUGUCUGUGCUUCCAAUGUCUGUGCUAACAAGGUGAUUGAUGAUGUUGUAGCCCUUGAGAAAGAUGUUAUGCUCAUUCGACAACAAUUGGAGUAUUCAAAGAUGUUGACAAAGUUUUUGGCAAUAUGCCUCGUUAUCGCGAUGGGGGUCAUCGUGUUGAAAUGAAGAUGGGAGAUGUCGUUAAAUUCAUAUUAUAGUAUGGCUAUGUGUUAGCCAAGUACUGAUGCCCAUGUCAUUUUGUAAUUUUCUAACUUUUUGUAAUUAUGAUGUUGUAUUGGGGAUUGGCAAGAUGUACCAGAAACUUAUUGUAGUUUUAAUUUAAUUCGGAGUAUGAAUGUUGGCUUGUUUAGUCGUACGUAUUAUCUAUGUGUUGAACCUGAGUACCAUUUUCUUUACCUAGAAUUGUGUUAAGGCAAUUAUUUGCGAUGGUAGUAUGAAUGUUGUAUACCUACAAUACUAUGAUGAAAUAGUAGAUGAAAGAAGUAAAACAUGUGUACAGAUAUAUAAUAUUCGCAUAGGUUGCUACCAUUAGAACUUCCCUUUGUGAUUGAUGGUCAUUGAAGGAAUCAUUUGGUUGUACCUUUUGAUUCGUGGACAAUUGUGCUUUCUUUUUUUCAGAACGUAUAACUUUGUUUAUCCACUACUGUAGACAUGUCUUCCACUCAAACAAUGUCUUCGAGAGGAAAAAAAGUAGCAACUGCAGCUACGAAAGCCCAAUUGGAUGCACAGUCCAAAGAGUGCUUCAUCCAAGCAUGUGUAGAAGAGUUAGGAGGUGCUGGGUACAAAGAAGAAACCCAACUUACCAAGGUUGGGUGGGCCAAUGUUCUUAAGAAAUUUAAUGAACGAAGGGGAAAGAAUUAUGACAGAAGUCAACUGAAGAAUCAAUGGGUUGUUCUGAAAAAGGAGUGGCAGCUGUGGCAACACUUGGUUUUAGGUGAAAGCGGACUAGGUAGGGAUCCAGACACGGGUGCUAUUACAGCAUCAGAGGAGUGGUGGGAUCUCAAGCUAAUGCACCAUCCUGAGUGCAUCAAGUUCAAGGAAAAGCCCUUGCCACUUGAGGGGGAAAUGCGCAUCCUGUUUGGUAGCAACACAGCUACUGGUGAGCAUAUGCACACACCUAGUUCAGGCUCAAUUCUAGCUGGCCCGAAAGAGCAUACCAUAAAUUUGGAGGUGGACAACAUUGAUGCAUUGUUGGAUGAUGAUGCUGAGGUUUAAGAGUUGGUGCACCCGCUGGAAGAUGUGUCCAAAAAGAGGCGUGUUGAUGGAUCGGCUACAAAGAAAGGCAAAGGCAAAAAGGGUACAGUGGGCUCAAGACUUGAAGCUUGCAUGCAACAAAUCUGUGACUCAACUGACAGUGCAAGUUCUCCCUCCUUCAUCCACCGUGCUGCCCCUGACAUUCCAACGAUAAAAGAAUGCAGCGAGAAGCUAUCGGUACUCCCUGAGUUUGACACAAA
Molecule: messenger RNA, 1468 nt
Organism: Rhododendron vialii
Lineage: Eukaryota; Viridiplantae; Streptophyta; Magnoliopsida; Ericales; Ericaceae
Product: L10-interacting MYB domain-containing protein-like
Exons: 3
Coding region: 666-1229 (187 amino acids)
Source: RefSeq, a predicted model, not a curated record